This is a messenger RNA of Lytechinus pictus (painted urchin), 1288 nucleotides long. Its product is annotated as glutathione S-transferase 1-like. The transcript has 5 exons. Gene Ontology annotation, biological process: glutathione metabolic process. NCBI's taxonomy places the organism in Eukaryota, Metazoa, Echinodermata, Echinoidea, Temnopleuroida, Toxopneustidae. Bases 209 to 850 code for a protein of 213 amino acids. Gene Ontology annotation, molecular function: glutathione transferase activity. The record is from RefSeq and is a predicted model, not a curated record.
GCAUUUCAGGUUCGAACAAUACGGCGAGAGGUCAAGUCCUCAAGUACAAUAUUUUGUGCGCGAUAUUUUCAAUGUUCAGUGCAGUCGUCUUUGGGAGUAUAUAUAACUACCAGUACCUCGAUAACACACAGUCUCGAUCGUCUCAUUAUCAUCUGACGCUGUCUGCUAUAUCCUCUUCCCCUGAAUUUAAUUCUAAUCAAAUUAAAAGAUGUCUACCUACAAACUGACGUAUUUCGAUGGUCGUGCUAGAGGGGAACCUGCCCGGAUGCUCUUUGCUCUGGCAGGACAGAAGUAUGAAGAUAUUCGGUAUGGUUUCGAGGGACAGGAGUGGCCACAGAUCAAAGGGGACAGGAAAAGGUUCCCCCUUGGUAAGCUACCCGUGUUGGAUGUAGACGGUCAGCUCCUGACUCAAAGCAGGGCUAUUUACCGCUUUCUAGCUCGUCGCUUUCCAGGUGAUUACUAUGGGAAGAACGAUGAUGAGCGUGCACAGAUAGACGUCAUCCUCGGGAUCGUAGCGGACAUCGAGAUCGCAAUCACACCAGCAUACGAGACACCAGACGCUGCCAAAAGAGAAGCAGACUUUGUCAAGGCUAGGGACAGCACUCUGAAGCCUUCCUAUGAGUUCUUCUCUCAAUCUCUUCAGAAAGCAGGAGGAAAAUACUUCGUUGGAAACAGGAUGACGUUAGCCGAUCUGGUCAUCUUCAAUCUCAUCGACUUUUUCAUGGACAGCAUCAUUGGUCUGAAGACGUAUUUUGGCCCUUACCCAGACCUGGUCAAGUACUACGAAACAAUCAAGAAUGAUUCGCCUCUCACCGGAUAUCUCAAAUCAAGGAAAAACACCCCAUAUUGAUAUAAGAAGUUAUAAUCUAUUCUCUGUAAUAACGUCUAAAAAAGAUUGAGCGAAAGAAUUGAAGUAGACGAGGAAUGCCGAAAGGGCCUAGUGUCUUGUCAGCUAGGAUGGGGGGGGGGGGGAUAUUUCUUAUCAUUAUUACAAACGAAAAACUUUCGCUCAAUAUUGGCUAAAGUCUGAGCAUGCAUGUUUGAUAAAAUUAUGGACAACUGUCUAUUAAAUCUAACAUAAACGUGGUAACAUUGGUCAUUAAUCAAAAUCCCUACAUAUCCAAACAUGAAUUUUUGAAGUCAAUUAGAUGUCAUUCAUUGAUGAAAAUACACAAGCCUUAAAGGGAUGGUCCGGGCUGAAAGUAUGUAUAGCUUAAUAAAUAGAGUAGAAUUCACUGAGCAAAAUGCCGAAAAUUUCAUUAAAAUCGGAUAACAAAUAACAAAGUUA